Macrosteles quadrilineatus (aster leafhopper) is the source of this 3992-nucleotide messenger RNA. RefSeq names its product regucalcin-like. NCBI's taxonomy places the organism in Eukaryota, Metazoa, Arthropoda, Insecta, Hemiptera, Cicadellidae. Gene Ontology annotation, biological process: L-ascorbic acid biosynthetic process. The record is from RefSeq and is a predicted model, not a curated record. The transcript is spliced from 6 exons. Gene Ontology annotation, molecular function: enzyme regulator activity; gluconolactonase activity; calcium ion binding. Bases 108 to 1031 code for a protein of 307 amino acids.
GUGAGACUGAUUCUCUCUUCUCUCUUACUCACUCACUAGAAAUUAAGAAAAUAAGUGAUUCGUUAUCAAAAGCAUUAGGUCCUAUUAAUAAUUUUAAUUUAACGUAGAUGGCUCCUACUGUCACUCCAAUCGGCCCAGCUCUUGACCUUGGAGAAGGACCUUAUUGGGAUGAAGAGAAUCAGACUCUUUUCUACGUUGACAUUUUUAAACAUUCCAUCCAUAGCUAUAGGCCCCAGACCGACGAGCACCAUGUUGUUGAAGUUGAUUCGGAGGGCCAACCUGUUUCUCUGAUAGUAAAAGUCAAAGGUGAACAAACUAAGUUUGUUAUUUCUGUGAAGAACUCUUUGGCCACUGUCCAUUGGGAUGGUUUGUCCACAAAGUCUUUGAAACCUGAAGUGAUUGUGAAUUUGGAAGGCAGUGACAAUCCAACGAGAAUAAAUGAUGGAAAGUGUGAUCCUUCCAAUCGCCUAUGGGCAGGAACAAUGAGCAGUAAGAAAGAAGACCACACAAAGGAAGUAGGAUCAUUCUACUUGCUACAACACGACAAGAAGGUAGUCAAACACUUGUCAAAUGUGUCAAUAUCUAACGGACUAGCCUGGAGUCUGGAUAAGAAGAAGAUGUACUACAUAGACUCAUUAAAGUAUGGAAUCGACAGUUAUGAUUACGAUGAAACCAGUGGGACCAUUUCAAAUGGAAAACAAGUUUUUUGCUUCAAGAAAAAUAACAUCGAUGGUUUCCCUGAUGGAAUGACCAUAGACAGUGAAGGAAUGUUAUGGGUGGCUUGCUUUAUGGGAGCUCGGGUUUUGAGAAUCGACCCAACCACAGGAGAACUGAAAUUCACCCUUCAGAUUCCUUCGUACCAAGUGACUUCAGUGUGUUUCGGAGGCCCAAAUCUUGAAGAUCUGUAUGUAACAUCAGCCAAACAGGGUUUUACAGAGGAGUUGGAGGAAAAAUAUCCUCUUGCAGGGUAUUCUUUCAAGGUCACAGGUCUUGGUGUCAAAGGAACUCCUAGUGUGCCUAUCAAGCUAUGAUCGUCCAAUGAAUACCUCUUUUGCAUCGUCUUGUCUGUCCACAUUAAUCUAAUUUCAACUUUCAAUUCCGUUCCCCGUAGCAUUAAGUAUUUAUCCUCUAAGUGCUCUUUACCCUAAAAAAUGACUCUUUGUCCAGCCUUCCUGAAAAGUCCAAGGCGAUUUGAACCAAUGUGUCUGGGUAAAAUUCAUUCCAUUACAUUUAAAUCUAUUUCAGUGCAAGAAACCUUGAAUAUUGUGUUUGUGUGUAUUGUGAAUAUUGUUAACCUUGUUAACAAUAUUUAUACCCUCACACACUAAAUAAUUCAAAUGUAACAAUUUACAUUUGACAAUUUACAUUUGACAAUUUACAACUAUAAUAAGUACAGUAUGAUAAAAUAAAAUUGCAUCUAAUCUGUAUUCAAGAUAAUAGGCAAAUUGCAAAUCCAGCCAUUUCUUUCAAUCUUUGUGUAGAUCUAAAUUGAAAUAAAAAAUAAAUCGUAAAACAGGUGAAUGCUAGUGAUAGUGAAAGAGCAAAAUGUACCGGUGAUUGAUAAUUUGAAGCUUUCGGGCUGAACUGACGUUUUAACCAGCCAAUAAAUUAUUAUCCAUGCCAUUGUUGUAAGUUUACUAUAUGGUAAUAAAGAGUUGCUUGCACUGAAGUCAAUAACAACUUUGUCGCUGUAGCGACGCCGUAGCACUGAGGGGGUUAAUAAUACAUUUUGAAAGGUUCCUUCGAAUCCUUAGAAUAUUGUAAAAUCACUCUAAAACAUCUCAUGUUCACCAAAGAUGAUUUUACUAUUUGGAAACAAAGACAGGGUUUUGGUUUGUACUUUUUUUUGUAAUAGACACGUUUUAGGAAACAGCACUGGUAUAUACUGUUUUUCUCUUCACUCACUGGCUUGCAAAUACCGUUGUUUUAGAAAAACAGGCUUACCUAUUCCUGGUAGUGUACAUUUGUUAAAAGUUUUUACUUAUAGGCCUAGUAACUAUAUUGUUUUGAUUUUUUCAAACAUUUGAUAUUUUUACUGUCCUAUUUUAUAUUGACGGACUAACAAUUUAACUUGGGGAGCGAGCUGGUCUAGUGGUUAGAGCGCGGGACUCCGGUUCCUGGUUUCCCAGGUGCAGAUACCACCAAAUCACCAAUGGAUUUGAUCUAAGUAAUAAUGAGAUAAUAACCCCUAGAUCUAGCCUGAAGUAAUGUGAAAAACAAAAAAAAAUAAACUUGAGAAAAGGAAAAUGAAAAGUGGUUAAGAGAUAGCAAUAUAACAGCCGACUUCACCUUAUUCAUGUGGUCGUCUGCAUCGUUCUUUUCCGGCCUCAUCAUCUAUAGUGGUGGGGUUAUAUUUUCUUUAAAUCACCUUUGGAUCGUUGGUUGCUUGUUUAUUUCAUAUACAGGAUGUCUCGCCAAAAGCUUAACUAAUUAUUAUGAGAAGGACAGUUAACUAUGGGGCAUACCCCUUUUUAAGAUGUUUUUGGAAUGGUUUCAAAUUUAGACAAUAUGAAAACCAUUUUCCAAUGUGGCUGACAACUUCAAUUUUUCUUACACAGAACACCUUGUAUUUUAUGAUUUUUUUAAACGUUUGGAUUCUUUAUAUGUUUCUUUUAUUUUUUCUCCAAUGCCACUCAGGAACAAGACUAGAAGAUCGCGCCACUCAUUCUACACUCAUCUCCAUUCAAACUUGGCUUAAAAUACCUACCUUCGUAUGGUCGCCAUUUCAAUUAACAGUAUUAAAGUAUUAAGUGUAGGAGUUGCAGCAGGUUAUACUUAAAAAGGUUAUAUAGAAAAAAUGGAUUGCCGUGUACACUCUGCAUCCUGUAGGGUAGCUCCCAAACAAGUUUAGAGAGAAUAUGCAAAGAAUAAAUUAGUCUUAAAAUUGUAUUUACAUUGUUAUCAUACAAAUGUUGAUUCCUUUUCCAACUUUAAAAUUGAAACACUGUGUUUUUAGAAUGUAGAUAUAAUUUAACAAUUAAUUAAAAACUGUGGCAUUUAUUGGUACAUAGUUCUUGCACUCAUGCAGAGGAAGUGUUCACAAGUUUCCCUGCUUUCCCUGGUUAAAUCAGUGCAUGUUCUCAAAUUAUGUGUUUAAUGUUUGAGUGAAUUAUUGUUCGUUGUUAUUUUAAUGAUUUGGUGAUGGCUAUAUUUUAUCUUAGAUAUACAAGUUUCUUGCCUAGCAAUAUUUUUAGUUUCUCACUGCCAUGAUUCAAUAGUAAUUUUUAAACUGUUUAAUUUGAUCCAAAUAUUGUGAUUAAAGAAAUAAUCCUAUGAGUGUUAGUAUGAACAAAAAACAAGAGAAAUUUACAAGCUAAAUUGCUCUUUUAUAAUUAAUUUACACUAUUACACACCCUACAUAUGGUUUUAAAUUUGUAGAUGAUGUGUAUGCAGCACCAACGCUGUGAUAACUAUAGCAUGUGCCUUUUAACUAAAAAAAACUUAAGAACCAAAAUAUAUUAAAAACAUUUCCUAGUAUUUUACUCAACCCAAGAAUACCAAUAGGUGCUUAAACAUAUUAAAUUUGAAAUAUCAAUGGGUUGUAUUACUACUAAAUGACUAAUUUGCAAAAAGUAGGUACUGUGUAGUUAGUAAUUGUCAUUGUUAGAUCCUACAUACUUGUUUAAUAACCGGUAAAUACUCAAAUGCAAUACUGGAUUAAUACGUUUAGUCUAAAUGAUGGUUUUUUUAGUCAUAAUAAGUGCAGUUAAUGAAAUAUGCCAAACAUAGUCAAAUAAAUUAGCUUUAAUAGGAUUAUUUUUGUCAAAGGAAACUGGUAUCUUAAAUAUAAUGUCCUUAAAUCAAAAAUUUUAUAGAUGUAUUUUAUAUUAUUAUUGCUUUACUACUUCAAAAUGUUACUACUAUUUUAUAAAAAAUACUGUGAUAUGACAGGGCCUUUAAUUAUAAAAUCUAUUGUAGAUAUAAAAUAUCUAUACGAUGUUAUUAUUUUGUUUAUGUUAUGAACCUACACAGUUAUUGAUCAAUAAACAUAA